AUGUUGUCCAGAGUUAUUGUCAAGCCAGCUGUAUUCACACGCAGCUUUGCAUCUACAGCAAUAAUAAGGAAUUCAGAAUUAGCUAAACCUACAGACUCUGCCGGUAAAGAAAUUGUUUCAGGCGCCCCAAGAGAUCUUGUUACAAGCAGGGUUGUUAGGAUAUAUCAAGAAGCCAAGCCAGCUACACAAUCGGGUCAUCAUAAUGGCCACAACUGGAAGUUAGAUUGGGAUGUCUUGGGUAAAGGAAACAGAUGGGAAAACGAUUUGAUUGGUUACCAAUCAUCUUCUGAUUACAUGCAAGGAACUAUCAUGAAAUUUGAUACUAAAGAAGCUGCAAUCAGAUUCGCUGAAAACCAAGGAUGGGAUCAUUAUGUUCAAGAACCUAAGAAAUUACAUUUUAGAAAGAAGGAAUAUGCUGCUAAUUUUUACCAUUCGCCAGGCCCAUUGAAACAUAUCAGAACUAAAUAA
This is a messenger RNA of Lodderomyces orthopsilosis Co 90-125, 468 nucleotides long. RefSeq lists its product as uncharacterized. The transcript has a single exon. The record is from RefSeq and is a predicted model, not a curated record. The coding region runs from base 1 to 468 and encodes 155 amino acids. Gene Ontology annotation, biological process: electron transport chain. Lineage: Eukaryota; Fungi; Ascomycota; Pichiomycetes; Serinales; Debaryomycetaceae.